Eremothecium gossypii ATCC 10895 is the source of this 975-nucleotide messenger RNA. RefSeq names its product Iwr1p (gene IWR1). Lineage: Eukaryota; Fungi; Ascomycota; Saccharomycetes; Saccharomycetales; Saccharomycetaceae. The transcript has a single exon. Bases 1 to 975 code for a protein of 324 amino acids. Gene Ontology annotation, cellular component: cytoplasm. Gene Ontology annotation, biological process: protein import into nucleus. The record is from RefSeq and is marked provisional.
AUGGAUCAAGCUCCGGAGGUAAUUCGGGUCAAAAGGCGGCGAGAUGAGGACUCUAUGCAGGCUUUGCUGCUAGAAGAAUCGCGAUUGAACAAGAAGGGCAAGUAUGUAUUCAAACUUGCUCGGACCGUUGAAUUACAGGGAUCCAACGAGGAGACGCCUUUAUUGAAGUUGGCUGCGAGUGAGCGCAAUGUGUACGUCCUAGAGCAACAGAAGCAGACCCAGAAAUGUCUGCCGGAGGAGAUCUCGGAGAUGUUGGAGGAGUACCUGCGGUUGGAGACGAAAGCUACUGCCUCCGAGCACAAGCGGCCGAGCAAACGGCGCGCUUCGCAGCUUCCCGUCGCACAGCUUCCAAGUAUGGAGUUCGUCUAUGAUAUUUACAUCCGCGAGAACCUGCCAGAAGAUGAAUUCGUGUGGGACAAGAAUACUGUGGGGUAUAUUCGUAUCGUGGAAGACAAUGGCGCCCUUGUGCCGGAGCAGGACGCCUCUGCAGACACACAACAACUCUCUGACGACGAGGAUUCAAACGAGGAGGACUACUAUCGCAACGAUUACCCCGAGGAUGAGGACGACGACCGCUCUAUUCUCUUUGGGAGCGAUCUGGAGCAAGAAGCCCCUAUGGCGAAUCCCCUGCAGUCCCCUGUAAGCGAAAUUGCCGAGCUUAUCACAGAGGCAGGCUCAGAGGAUAUCUACGAUCCACUGUUCGAGAGUCUGGGGGCCGAACCCAAUCUUCUGAGCUCACUGAAUAGCAACAACUACGUUGAUCUGGAUGUCGACGCGCUAUCGUCCGCUAGUGAUCGCGAAGAUGCUUCCAAUGGCCGCACCUUCGGUACAGAUAACGAUGACCUCCAUACAGAUUCUUCCUUCGAGCGCCACAAUCUUUUUCCAGGUGAAGAAGACGAUCCAAUGGCCAUUCACAGAGACAAGGUUCUCGGGAAGUUACAACGGAUACUGAACGGCGCUAACGGUCGAGUGUGA